GGAAAAGCGGUGGGCGGGCUUUAACCAGCAGAGCUCUUCCAUGAUUGGUCCUUUUGACUGUGGCUGUUGUAUGUCACUACCGGUGUUGUUCUUUUUUCUGCAUUUGUACUGCACGCAUUUGUGUGAAGAAAGCAGAUUCUACUUUGCUACUUGUUACCGCUGAUUCUCUCACAGAUCUGACUUGAUGGCCAAGAGACGCGCUGAAGAAACUGUGCUACUCGACUCUCCCAGUAAGAGAAGAUACUUCCCUCCGAUUUACAGUAUUGACAUGCAGCUGGAGAGCAUGGCUUCAGUGGGAGGCGUGAGUUCCCCAUCUCUACUGACUUUAUUGGGGAGUCGCUGCAGAAAAAGGCCUCUUUAUUUCGACAACGAAGAAGUAUAUUCUCGUCCAAAGAUUUCAUCCUUGGACUCUGGAAAGCAUGCAAAGAAUGUUUUGAAGACUCCAUCUUCUGGAAGUUUCCAGGACGGCCGCAGGUCCUGCGCACUUUCAAAAAAUAAGCGACCGCGAGAGGACAACGUCGGUUCAGACACCGUUACGGCAACAGAUAAAACAGCUGAUGAAGAUGGUACUUAUAACUCUUUUCAGUACUGGAGGGUCCCCUUACCUGAACUUGACCUUUCACUGCUAGAAGAGCCUAGUGACCAUUACCCCAAAAAAGACAAGUCAAAAGCGAAUGACACAACUGCAGAUGCAAUGGAGACCUGAAGAUGAUGAACACUUGAUGUGUUUUAUUACCUGAGCAAACUGAUCCUGUUAAUCCUAUAGAUAUGUCAGAUAAUAGAGUUAAAGUGGAUGUCUUGCUGUAGGAUUUCAGUGACUUUCAGAUGUUUUGUGAAGGAGCUCUUGGUCAUCCUGAAGCUUUAUGUUCAAUGGGUUUUGUAAGAGCAAGGUGAGGCUGUUCUUCAUUUACACCUCUGCCCUUUUUUUCUGCUACAUCUGCCAAUUUGCAGCAGAGUCUGUAAAGUAGUAAGUUCGUCAAAUGCGAAAAGGAGCUGAUUAUCAUUCAGUACUUCAUAUCUACCAUACAUCAACUCACGCAGCAGAAGAAAUGUUUUGUACCGAGUCCGACUUUGACAACUGAUAAGUUUAAGUCAUUUUCCAGAAUGUGCUUGCAGGGUUCUGUGCAGUCUGGAGGAUGAUGUCACUUGUUUUUAGUAUUCUUUAGCUUUAAAUACAUAUAUUUAGUCUCACUUUUAUUCCUUCUUCCUUUUGUCCUUCCUUUUAGACGGGUUCUUUUUUCUAAAUACCAGUCACAACAGAAAUAUCUGCCAUAAAGUCAUUGUGAAAUUUUGUGCUUAUGCUUAGUAACUAUCAGAAAACAGAUUGCGAACUCUGGAAAGAUGUACAAUUAAGACAUGAACAAGAACCCAUGUGAUUGUAGUCUGCUGCAAGGAAAAUGUGGAUCUUGUCCCCAAAUAAACAUCUCUCAGCAGAGGUCGCUCUGAGUCACUUUGGUUGGAUCAAGGAGCAGAAUCUGUUUUAUUUUAUAAACCAACUGGUCCAUAUGGACGUGAUGGUAACAAUGUCUUCAGUAAAAUUUCAUAUGAGAUUUUAACAAUUUUUUAUCUUCUGGAUUUAUUAAGAAAAAAAGAAAAGAUGUAUACAUACAUGUAAACAAACAGGUUUGCUUAGUUGAGGUUUAAAAAAAAAGUUCUUGCAGGUUGGGAUUAUUAAAGCCUAAUAAAGCGCUUGACUGGCACUGUGCAGCAUACAGUAAACCUACAUUACGCCUCACCAACUUGUUGCUUCACAAUGAUUACCCUACUACUUGCAAAAUAAAGUUGUAGGGUGUUUAGAAGUAUUUCUGGUUCUGAAAUGUCAGGACUCAUCACGCUUGUUAAGGAAUUGCUGCAGUUCAGUUGGUAAACUGCGACCUGUUUAGCAAGCUUUUUUAAAUAAGCUUCAAGAUGAUUCUGUAGAUUUUAGUUUUGGAUAUUUCUGCUAUUAAUAUGAUACAAAGAAGCAAUCUUGUUUUUACCCAGUUAUCACAUUGAGAGAAUCUAAAUGACUCGCAGCUAAAACGUUCAUUGUUAAAGGUUCAGUAUUGUAUAUUUUCCAGGCAUGUAGAGCAAUUUUGUAGCACAAUCAAGUGACUAUCUCACCUUUAGUCGUUACAAAAAUGCUGUAUAUAUCAAAUAUGAUAUAUACAGCAUACUUAUAUUUGAUAUAAAUUAGCAAGAGAAAUUAACUGAUAAUUUUUGAGAUUAUCCUUUAAAGCCUUGAAAUUGGGCCUCUGUUUCUUUAAAAACUCCUGCUCUUUCUGACACCCCUUCUUCUUAGGACGUCUUCACAACAGCUCCUGUAUUAAUCCCUUAAAACUUUUCCAGCAAGUAGCUUGUGUGAUGAGCUCAGCAGAGUUUCACCAGGUGUUUGCUAAUUGCUGCUGGCUAGUCUGUAGGAGGUGGGAGAGCUGUUCUAUUAGGCAGAAGCUCUGAAAUUUGGAGACUGCAGCUCAGAGGAAGAGCUCCAUCCUCGAAGUUGGUGCAACAUGCAUGAAAGAAUCAAAGCAGCACUCCAAGUAUGUUUUCGAUGAGGGAAUAAUAUUAUGACAUGAUGUUAAGCUUCUAAAAGAAAUCAAUUUAACAUAAUACUGCACCUUUAACACCGUGACUUAGGAACUUGUGUAUAAAUCAGGACUGUUUGUUUAUUGCUAUUUGAUAAUCAGGUUUUUUUGUUUUUGUUUUUCUUGUAAAUAAAAUAAUUUUCAGUGCCCAAGUGACUAUUUUUCUGUGACUGUUCCUGUCAGGGACAGUUCAAGGGAUAACAGAAAAUGGAGUUGAGUUUUUUUUUUUUUCUUCCCUGCACCUGAACAAUCGAGUAACAUGUUUGUUGGCGUAGAGCUGUCCUUCUUUGCCCCUGCUGCUGCUGUGAAGCAUGUUUGCGGUUUGAAGGGGAGGACCGCGGCUCUGCUCCGGAGGUCGAACAGUCCUGGUUGUGUUGGAAAGAGGAGGAGAUCAUGAGUUCCUCAAGGCUUCUUGGAAAAGAAGUGCCCUUUGGACCAGCGGCUGAUAAAAGCCCAAACGACAGAGUAAUGAUGAAGAGGUGGGAUUUGAAAGAAGUUCUCCGUUAGACUUAAAACAUUUUAUGUAGGUUUUACCCGCAGAGCACAGCCAUGACGGGAAAAUCUUGGAUUGAGGAGAGCUUCUUCAGAAGGGAGUGUGUGAAGUUCAUCCCUUCCUCUUGGGACCAACACAGAUGCAUUCCAAUAUGCCAAGUGUGCCAAAGCCUGAUCAGAUGUUGCUGUGGCCGCUUGAUGGGGGAGCACUCUUGGCAGGAGUCUUGUCCUCCCAUUUCCCUCUGUCCCAGUCCAGAACAGGGCAUGGAGGAGUGGUCCAUGGAGGCUCACACAAAGGCCAGUUCUACCAACGCCUAUGGGAUCAUAGAUUUUCAAGACACUGCCACGCGGGUCUGUCGCGCCAAGUAUGUUCGUGUGGCUGUGGACUCCAAGCCAGAGGCGCUGCUCCAGCUGAUGCUGAGGGAAUGGCAGAUGGAGCGACCGAAACUACUGCUGACGGUCCACGGAGGGUCAGAAAAUUUUAUUCUGCCCCCAAAGGUGAACCAGGCCUUCAGUAAGGGGCUCAUCACGGCUGCCAUAAGCACAGGGGCGUGGAUUUUCACUGAUGGGAUCAAUACAGGUGUGUCUAAGUAUGUGGGUGAGGCAGUGAAGUUAUUUGGAGGCCACGACUUGAGGAAGAGAAACACGAUUGGCAUCACAUCGUGGGGAAUGAUCGACAACAACUUGGACCUCAUCGGCAGAGACGUAUUCAGACCCUACCAGCCACUGGGCAACCCUUUAAGCAAGAGGAUCUGCCUUAAUGGUUUCCACUCCCACUUUCUGUUGGUGGAUGACGGGACGCUGGGGAAACCUGGUUGUCAGCAGGGCCUCAGGAGAAAACUGGAGAAACAAAUCCAGCUACUGAAGAUUCAUCCUCGACUGAACCAGGGAGUGCCUGUGCUGUGUGUGGUGGUGGAAGGAAGCGCCGCCAUUGUAUCAACAGUUCUGGAUUAUGUUAGCAGUGCGCCCCCUGUGCCAGUGUUUGUGUUUGAGGGGUCGGGCAAGGCUGCAGACCUCUUCGCCUUCUUACACAAGCAGACUGCUAAUGAUAG
Molecule: messenger RNA, 4108 nt
Organism: Poecilia latipinna (sailfin molly)
Lineage: Eukaryota; Metazoa; Chordata; Actinopteri; Cyprinodontiformes; Poeciliidae
Product: transient receptor potential cation channel subfamily M member 7-like
Exons: 9
Biological process (GO): monoatomic cation transmembrane transport; metal ion transport
Cellular component (GO): apical plasma membrane; plasma membrane
Molecular function (GO): monoatomic cation channel activity
Source: RefSeq, a predicted model, not a curated record